Messenger RNA from Cyanidioschyzon merolae strain 10D, 1416 nucleotides. RefSeq lists its product as hypothetical. Bases 1 to 1416 code for a protein of 471 amino acids. NCBI's taxonomy places the organism in Eukaryota, Rhodophyta, Bangiophyceae, Cyanidiales, Cyanidiaceae. The record is from RefSeq and is a predicted model, not a curated record. The transcript has a single exon.
AUGGCUAUUGGCUGCAUGGAGCAAACUCGAAAACGACGGCGGACGGGAUGUUUUCAUACCCUCGGCUUUGACUGGAGACAAGCGCUCGCGACUGCCUUUAUGCCACCAGAACCACGAGGCUUUUCCGCAGCCGCGUGCCAACGCGCAACACGUUGGCAGACGGUACAGCCUCGAGCUCGUCGACGGACGCUUUCAGAGCGUCGGCUACAAAUGCUAUACGUCAGCCGUCGAGAGUUUCUGUGGCAACUCGCAGCGGGCGCGGCAACGCUGGGCUUUCACAGUGUGAAAAAACCUGUGGCGCCAGCGGCUUCAAACUCGGCACCACCGGCGCCCGUGAAUGGGCGCUUGGCACCACUGGGUGCUAUCUUCGACACGAUGAUCGGCUCUUUUCUACCACCGCGACCUGAGCGACUCUUAUCGAGGCGAAUUCGGCAUAAAGGAGCACGCUCUGUUCUCUUGGUCGGGGAGACACACACGGACCGACAACACCAUCGGGUGCAACUGGCGUUGCUGGACUCGUUUGUGAAGCAUGUUCGAGGUCAGCGGAAUGAGUCGAUUGCAGGAGCUCCAAUUGCGAUCGGCAUGGAGCAUUUCUAUCGGCAGCAUCAAGUGCAUCUGGAUCGGUACAUUGCGGGCAAGAUUGAGCUACGACAGUUACUCGCUAUUACUCGUUUCGAACUUACCUUUGGGUAUAGCGCGCAACUUUGGCAGGAUAUUUUGGAGUAUGCACGGGAAAACCGUAUUCAGGUUGUUGGUCUCAAUACUCCGUUCGAAUUGGUGCAGCUGGUUGCCCACUACGGCCUGGAUCACUUACCAGAACGUUUGUAUGAAGUGCUUCCUCGCGAUAUGGAUGUGCAUGGUAAUGCUGCACACCGUGAGCGUUUUAUUCAGAGGAUGAAAGCGUUGGGGGUGGAAGCGCAUGGUCCACUCAUUAACGACGAGGCAGCACUGCAGCGAAUGUAUGAAUCGCAGGUGCUCUGGGACGAAUACAUGAGCGAAUCGGCGGCCUUGUGGCUAGAGCGGAACCCCCGCGGUCACUUGUGUAUUUUUGCGGGUAAUGGUCACGUCGAAGGCCGUGUUGGGAUUCCAGACCGCCUGACUCGUCGUUCUGGGAGGCCGACCUUCACCGUCGUGCCGUAUACGGUGCCGUUCCAAUCAGACGGCUGGCCCGAUAUACCGCAUCCCGGCAACAGAGAUGUCGGAGAUUGGCUCUGGUACCUGCCUGUAGGAUCUGGGGGUGCCGAAUCUGACGAAUCGGACCCCAAGUCGCAGCGACAGCAACGGUUCGGGGAGCGUUUCGGCUAUCGAAUCGCACGCAGUACCGAGUCCGACAUGAGACUGAUGGGGCGAGGCGCAGCCAGAACCAUUCAGAGAGGUACGCAGACGAAAUCUGUGGACGAGCCGGACUGGGUAUGA